AUGGAUGGGAGCUUUAAUUGUCACAAGCCUAUGUGGGAUGAUGCCUCUCACCAUUAUUUAUUCACAGGACCCAACCUACAGUGCUCAGCCACCCUCAUCAACCUCCUGACCAAAUAUGACAUGUGCAUGGCCCUUGCCAGAGGCAUAGCAACACUGGAGGCUUCCAAUACCAAGAAUCACAUAUGCCAAGAUCAUGAUGGAAGUUUAGUUCUACACCUCCUCCAAAUCACAAUACUAACAGCCAUUGAAGUGACAUUCCCAAUGAGCAAGCCCUCUCCACAUGCCAAACACCAGUGGUCACUGGAGCUCAAUGCCAAAAACCAGGCACUGAAGAAACUAGCAAGAAAAACCAAGAAGCACCACAAACUUGACCAUCCAAUACACAAAGAGUACUGCAGGGUAAGGAAUAAAUUCUUGGAGCUGCAGAAGAGCACAACAGAAGAGCACUGGAAGGAAUACCUGGAGAGUGUUGACAAAGGUCAUAUCUGGGACAUUCACAACUUCCUGAUUGACAUACCAGCUGAUUGA
Messenger RNA from Suillus paluster, 528 nucleotides. RefSeq lists its product as uncharacterized. The coding region runs from base 1 to 528 and encodes 175 amino acids. The transcript has a single exon. The record is from RefSeq and is a predicted model, not a curated record. NCBI's taxonomy places the organism in Eukaryota, Fungi, Basidiomycota, Agaricomycetes, Boletales, Suillaceae.